This is a messenger RNA of Erpetoichthys calabaricus (reedfish), 2787 nucleotides long. RefSeq names its product polyunsaturated fatty acid lipoxygenase ALOX8-like. The record is from RefSeq and is a predicted model, not a curated record. The coding region runs from base 9 to 2027 and encodes 672 amino acids. Gene Ontology annotation, molecular function: protein binding; iron ion binding; oxidoreductase activity, acting on single donors with incorporation of molecular oxygen, incorporation of two atoms of oxygen. The transcript is spliced from 14 exons. Gene Ontology annotation, biological process: lipid oxidation; linoleic acid metabolic process. Lineage: Eukaryota; Metazoa; Chordata; Cladistia; Polypteriformes; Polypteridae.
GCAUCACGAUGCCAGCCCUAGCUAAGUACAAUGUUCAGGUGACCACGGGAGACUUCCCUCACGCUGGCACACUUGACAAAAUAUCAAUAAUUCUGUUUGGGACGAAAGGAGAAAGCAACAAAACUACUCUGUUCAAUCUAGGAAAGAUGCUUUACCCUGGAACAACCUGCUCCUUUCAAGUGCCUUGUUAUACCGAUCUUGGUGAUAUUCUGCUGAUCAGGCUCUUCAAGGAAAAGCACGUCUUCUUCCCCAGUGAUGACUGGUUCUGCUCAAAUGUUUUGGUAAAAGACCACACCGGGAAAAGGUUCCAGUUCCCUUGUUACCAGUGGAUAGUAGAGAAUGGACGUUUUGACCUUAUAGAGGGUAAAGGUACAUUUUUUGCUGAUGUGGAAAAUAACCUUCAGAUAAAGCACUGUCAAAACAGACUAGAAGCACACAGGAAAAAUUUAAGGUGGACCACUUUCGCAGAGGGUAUACCAAGAUGUGUGGAUAUCCAAGAUCCAAAUCAGUUACCCGCAGAGCUAAGAUUUUCAUUUACAAAGAACAUUGAGCUGGGGUUCACAUUUGCCACUGCAGUGACAGAACUAAAGCUGAAGGGCUUAACUGAUAUGUGUGAACCCUGGGAAAAUUUGGAUGAUCUCAGUCAUGUGUUCUGCUUUAAGAAGACAUAUUUGUCUGAAUAUACCCAUCAUCACUGGACAGAAGAUUCAUUCUUUGGUUAUCAGUAUCUCAAUGGCUGCAACCCAAUAAUAAUCCAGAAAUGCAUUCAAAUUCCAAAGAACUUCCCUGUUACUAAUAGUAUGGUUUCUCAGUUCCUUAAUGGAGGAUCACUGGAUAAGGAAAUAAAGGCAAGAAACAUUUUUUUGGUGGACUACAAAUUACUAGAUAAUGUGCCCCCAAAUGUGAUCGAUGGGGUACAGCAAUAUUUACCAGCACCACUCUGUCUGCUGUACAAGGACAAACAAGACCAGUUGCUUCCUAUUGCCAUACAGCUGAAACAGAAGUCUGGCCCUGAGAACCCAAUUUUUUUGCCAUCUGACCUCAAGUAUGACUGGUUGCUGGCAAAGACAUAUGUUCGUUCAGCGGAUUUCAACUAUCAUCAGCUGGUGUCCCAUUUGCUGCGAACUCACCUAAUGGCAGAGGUCUUCUGCAUGGCAACAUACCGUCAAUUGCCAUCUAUUCACCCACUUUUUAAGCUCCUGGUAAAUCACAUGAGGUACACUCUGCAAAUCAACAUCAUGGCAAGAAAUAUUUUGCUUGCAAAAGAUGGCAUUUUUGAUAAGGCUGCAAGCACAGGAGGUGGGGGAUUUGUUGUUAUACUGCAGAGAGCCUUGGAUUCUCUGACCUACAGCUCCCUCUGUCUUCCGGAGAACAUCAAAGCUCGUGGAAUGGAAAAUAUCCCCAAUUAUUACUACAGAGAUGAUGGAAUUCAGCUGUGGAAAAUCAUUAACCGGUAUGUGAAGAAGUUUAUAACAUUCUACUAUAAGAAAGAUAAGAAAGUCAAAGAUGACCAGGAGUUACAGAGGUGGAUAAAAGAGAUUUUCACUGAAGGGUUCCUAGGAAAGACCAGCACAGGUAUCCCGCAGAGCUUUAGCACUCUUCAGCAGCUCAUUGGCUUUGUCACCAUGGUUAUAUUUACCUGUUCAGCACAACAUGCAGCUGUCAACAGUGGGCAGUUUGAUUUUUAUGGAUGGAUGCCCAAUGGCCCCUCAACUAUGACCAGGCCUCCUCCAACCAAUAAGGGACGUACCACCAUGCCAGAUCUACUGCAGAGCAUGAGUGAUGUGAAGAAUACCUGCAGAGCCAUGUCUGCCGUUUGGCUACUCAGCCGCCAGUCCAGUGACUUUGUUAUGCUCGGCCACAGUUCUAGCAUUUAUUCCACUGAAGAAAAACCACUGGGUUUCCUUGAAGAAUUCAGAGAAGACUUGAAAAAUCUAGCCUCCGAAAUUAGAAAAAGAAAUAAAGGGAAGCAAAUACCUUACAACUAUUUGUUGCCAGAUGAGAUUGAAUCCAGUGUGGCCAUCUGAACAUUAUCCCCACCGCGCUAGAGUGCUGCAUUUCUAAAAGGAAUUUUGACUGUUUCGCAACAUUUUAAUAUGUUAAAAUUGUUAUAAAUCACUUCUCUGCUUUGAGUCUUUAAAAGAGGACAAAGUCUGAUUAAUCUUUUUGCAGAAAGUGGCACAAGGCAAACUGUACUAAACAGUAUUAACACUGCAUAUUUUAUAAGAAUUCUAAAUAUUCCUGAAAAUACUAACAUAACAGUCAUGUUAGACUCCCUCUUACAAUUUGUUGUUUUGUUUUGUUUUGUCUUAUACUGUUUGUUUUUAUCAUUAUACCAGACUCUAUCUUAUUCUGUUCUUUUCCUCCCUGGUCACUAUUCUGUACAGUAUCUUACAUGGGCACCAAAAUAUUGUUAAUGACAAUGACCCAACCUGUGAUGUCAUCGCUUACACAAUAUAAAGAUAACAGUAACCAUCUCAUAGCAGCAUGGAAAAGGUGUUAUAUAAAUGUAUCAUUAUUAAAAUGUCCAAGCUUUGGAAUAUACUGUAUCUUACAACUCAAAAAAUGUGAAUUGCAGGUUAUAUCAAAGGCAAAAAUGUUUUUUUUUAAUUAUUGGUUUAGUUCUGUUUAUUUUGAUUUAGUUUCAAGCCUGUUUUGACCACAUUUAGCAGAAAGUCCUUUCCUUUUAAUCUGUCUCUUGCAAAUGUAAAAUUCUGAUCAACUUUAUCACCUUGAUCACUACAGUCCUUUUCCAAAUGGAAGAAUAAACAUUUUAUUUUAAUCAUA